AGUGUACCGACUACCUACCAACAACCCCCUCAAAUCCAGAGACCUCCUCUUGUAGGAUGAAAGUCAGGCUCACACAAAAUUCUUUAAUCCAACAAUGUAGCUAGCCCAUGUGGACAGAUUUACAGAUGUUGCUACAGUGUCUAUACUAAUAAACAUUGACUCUUAGAAUACCGAUGAAGUACCAACAUCCACUCAAAUCCAGAGAUCUCCUGUUGACCACUGAGCCUGUGGUGACUCCUUCCCUCCCCUCAUCUGACAGGAGUGGUGCUGAGUCAGGAGGAGGCGAGGUGUCUUCUGGGAAGCUGCGGGCUGCUGUUCAUGCAGUACAGGCUGUGUUGACUGUUACGGAAAUGGAGGAUGAAGAGAUAAACGAGGACUUGCUGAAGUCAUAUGGUAUGAGUCUGGGUGUCCAAAGCUCUACUGAACAAAUCCAAGAGAGCAAAGAGUGUGGAAAGUGG
Messenger RNA from Geodia barretti, 458 nucleotides. The record is from the annotation of a GenBank genome assembly. Lineage: Eukaryota; Metazoa; Porifera; Demospongiae; Tetractinellida; Geodiidae.